Molecule: messenger RNA, 3648 nt
Organism: Ascochyta rabiei
Lineage: Eukaryota; Fungi; Ascomycota; Dothideomycetes; Pleosporales; Didymellaceae
Exons: 6
Coding region: 1-3648 (1215 amino acids)
Source: RefSeq, a predicted model, not a curated record
AUGGAGAAGAUCAAGAGCCUCCUUCACCCCCACGGCAGCGACAAAGACCGUGAGACUGCCGGCAAUGUCACCCACGACCACAGAGGCACCACUGGCACAGCUGCGCAGUCCAGCACAGGCACCUCUGGGACCACGUCUGCCGUCCAAGCAACACCCAUCUACAACCAGAUGACCGCACAUGGCAACUCGUCUGCCACGGCUGGCGAGACGCCCAGGUUCUCCAACACACCCAACGUCGGCGCCACCGCCCGCACGGGCACUGGCACAGACACAUCGUCUGGCCUUGCUGAGGACAGCCAUGCUGGCCAUGUCGGUACGGAUGGCCCAAUGGGCGGUGCUCGUGUAGCUGGCGCAUCGGGAAACCACACCAACCAGAUGGACAGCGCUCGACACAGCGACAGCCGCCCGCAUGUCAGUGGCGGCACCUACGACGGCAACAGCGAGGCAAGCAUCAAGUCUGGCGUCAUUGGCUUCACGCCUGGCAGUGGUGCGCAGGGCCACGCUGCUUUGCCUCCCAUCAACGCUGCUGAGGGCAAACUCGACCGCGACCAGCUUGUUGGUCAGGGAACCACCGACACAAACACGGGCGCGGGGCUCAGGAACGAGACCAUCCGUGAGCAGCCGAGCACGCUUCCUGUCUCAUCAAGCAGUGGCCAUCAUAGCACCUCAACUCCCCAGCCGCAUGAUUCCAGCCGCACCACGCAUACAGAUCGCUCCUUUCCCCUGGCUGGCGGCGUCACAUCAGGACACCAUGAUCACAGCUCAACCACGCACACCUUGAACACGAACGAGCGAGAGCCGGGCACCAAGGAGCGCCAACUUGCAGGCAACGACCUGCACGGGCGUGAAGGCCUAGCUGGCGCGGCUGCGGCGGCUGCGGGCACAGCCGCCGCUACUCACGGCCACGGCAGCACGAGCUCUGCUUCCCCACGAGGUACCUUCACCCACCAGGUCGGAUCGCCCACCGCUCAUUCGCACAUGACUUCGAGUGUCCCAGAGCACAACAUUCACCCUGACGCCCUGCAUGCCGCAGGUGCUCGUCCUCUGAACGAGUCCAGCUCACCCGAACAUGGCCCGCCUUAUGAGGCGCCUCACCUCAACACCGGCACCCUUCUCGACUACGAGAAAGCGUUUGGCAGCGAUCCUCACACCCAGCACACCGGACUGCUAUCCUACCGCCCUCAGGCACAGAGGACAGGCACCAGCCCACAUAUUCCUGGUGAAUUCCCUGGUGCAACUCCCCCGAACGAGCGAUCUACACCUAUUCUUGGUGGCCCCGGUACGUCCUCCACGGGGACUGGUCCCUCCACUUCCCACCAACUUCGUCAUCCUGGAUCCCUCAACGACCCUUCAUCGCGUUCAGCCGAAUCAUCAUCUGGUCACCAUCUUGGACGCGACGCUGCCAUCGCUGGUGGUGUAGGCGCGGCAGGUCUGGGUGCCGCCGCCCACCACCCACACGAGGCCCCGACUUCUGGGAGUGGCAACCUAUAUGAUGACAAGAACCCCUACAGCUCCAAGGCGCUUGACCCGCGCGUUACUGGCGGAGACUCUCGCUUGAACGAACAGAGGUUGGAUCCCUCAAGCACCUCGUCCACAUCCAGCUCUCAGCCUAUCUCGGGUUCAUCUGCACCUGUUCCACCCCCCAAGGCGGAAGAGAGACAGCACCAUUAUGGCCGUGAUGCUGCCAUUGGUGGAGGUGCUCUUGGUGCCGGCGCUCUCGCUGGCAGCGCCCUCUCUGGCAGUGCCCUCUCUGGCAGUGCCCUCUCUGGUGACAGACACCACGAGCCCAGCACUCAGCAGGCCUCGUCUCUGCCUACCACCCAGCACUCAUCGGGUACUACCAACCCAGCCUCGUUCGGCACCACUGGCGCACCUGCUCCUCGUUACGAAAACACCACCUUGACUUCGCAACAGUCGCCUUCAGCCUCCACAGCGGCCUACAGCCAGUCCCAGCCGCAGCAUCACCAUGAACGUGAUGCUGGCCCCGCUGGAGGUGCCGGAGCCGCAGGAUAUGGUGUCUACGAAGUGGCCAAGGCCUACGGUGACCACCGCAGCACCCAGCCCGGAGCCGCGAUGCAGGAACAGCGCUACGACCCCACUGCAACUGGCGCUCGUGCUCCCAACCCGGUCCCUGCUACCUCAGAGUACAACUACCACAACCCUGAUGUUGCUGCUCUCGCAAGUGCCACUGGUGCUGGUGCUCCCGGCCACCACAGCUCUCAGCAUGGCCAGACUCAGCAACCCUACACGACGGCUCAAAUGGCUCAGCAGGCUCAAGGCUACAAGUCUCCUGAGAUCACCGACAACGACUUGGGUCCUAAAGAUCACAGCUCCCGCAAUGCUGCUCUUGGUGCUGGAGCUGGCUUGGCUGGCACCGCCGCUGCAGGUCACGCGAUUUCACACCACGACAACACCACCCGCACUCCUGCAUCGGCUACUCAGCCCGGCUCAUCCUCGUUGCCCCAGCCAACCGGCUCCCUCACGCAGGGGCAGCAGUACCCUCACAACACUGAUCCUACCCAGUUCAAUGACAAGCGCGACGCCGCUUUGCUUGGAGGUGCUGGUGCCGCGGCUGGUGCUGGCGCGGGAUACGCCUACGGCCAACGCACGCAGCCGCAAUUCGAUCCCAAGCAGCAGGAGAGGCUCGACAAGGAGACAGCGAAGCACCAGCACGACCUUGAGAAGGAGCAUGAGAAGGAUCUCAAGAAGCACGAGAAGGAUCUCAAGAAGCACGAGAAGGAGGCUGCUCAUCACGACGACUCUGAGAAGAAGGGUGGUCUCUUGGGCUUCCUGCACCGCGACAAGUCCAAGAAGGAUCCCAGCCCAGAGUCUUCUCCCCGUCGCACUGAGGACCACCACUACGGCCGAGACGCCACUGUUGCAGGUGGCGUAGGUGCUGGCGCUGCUGGCCUUGCCGAGCAUGAGCGUGAAGAUCAGUUCGGUCACGGCAGCGGUUACAAGGGCAAGAACCUUCUGCACAAGGAUCCUCCUGUGGGUCACCCGGCGCGCGAGGCUCUCGAGGCCGGCCACGCCAACGACCGCGUUGGAACGGAUGGACUCAUUGGCGCAAGUGGCAGCGGAACCACUGGCCGCACAGAUGAGCAUCACUACGGUCGCGAUGCUGCCCUCGGCGGCGGUGCCCUUGGUGCCGGCGGUCUUGCCGCCCAUGAGCUCCACGACAAACGCACCGACCCCACCCACACUACCGUUGGCCACACCGACACCGGUCUUGCUGGCUCUCAGCAGGCCACUAUUCCCGGCAACACCACGUCUGGAUCAGUGAUGGAAAACCGCGAGCAGCACACUCCUGCCCACCACGCCUUCACUGGCGGCAAGCGCGAGCACAUUGGCAUUGAUGGACCCAUUGGCGACCCCAACAUGAUCUCUGGCGACCGCCAAACUCAAAAGGGAGUCUACGGCGCCCACCCCGUCGAGGACCUAGCCAAAGACCACAUCGUCAUCGAGCCAUACACGGGCCUGCCUAUGAACGUCGGCCGCUACGGCGACGGCGCUGGCGGCACAGACGGCGGACCCAUUGGCCACCACCACCACGAGACAGUCUCCGGACAGGUGCAGCCCGGCACUGCGGACACGCAGCAUGCGACGACCAACUGGGAGGAGAUUGCGAAGAAGAACACCAUCUACUAG